This is a messenger RNA of Punctularia strigosozonata HHB-11173 SS5, 1813 nucleotides long. RefSeq lists its product as uncharacterized. Bases 164 to 1723 code for a protein of 519 amino acids. The transcript has 10 exons. The record is from RefSeq and is a predicted model, not a curated record. NCBI's taxonomy places the organism in Eukaryota, Fungi, Basidiomycota, Agaricomycetes, Corticiales, Punctulariaceae.
CCACGAUGCACAAGCCGACCCUUGUCCCCGACAUCAUUGUUCUGACCAAGGUCAUGCACCGUUGCCGUCGCCUCGUGACAUCCCUCCAAUAUCAUCGCGAUGGAUACUAAAACCUGGAUGACCUCUCAAAUCCCGGGCGUGCCGUAGUCGCUCAGACAUCACCAUGUUCGGGCAUCGUCUCUGUCUGUGUCUCUUGCUCGUCUACGUCCGGAUUGCGUGCGUUGCGAUACAUGUGACGCUUCCGAAGAUAUCUUCGCAUCCGACAAAUGCAUCGCAAAUCCUAGAUCGCCGUCUAGCGUCGUUCUCGAUCGAGUUUUCGUACCUUCCGUCGUUCGGCGGCAACGCGUCAAACCCGAAUCUGCUAACGAAGGAGUUGAUGCAGAGGUUGGUGGAGAGGACAGGUGUUGGUCCCGAUGUCCGCCCGGGAGGGAUAACCAUAGAUAGUUCGAUAUUUAACCCGGACGCGUCUGCACUAGAACUGACUGAGAGCUCGAGCGGCGGGAUAUAUCGUACGACUUAUGGACCUGCGUUCUACGAGUCGCUGGGGGUCUUCCCUGAUACCUCGCGUUUCGUCAUCACCGUUAACCUCGGGAACGACACGAUCGGCAUCGCUCGCGAUGAAAUCGCGGCCGCGAUCAAAUACGUGGGCUGGGAUCGCAUAUACGCCCUAGAAAUUGGCAACGAAGCAGACCACUACGCUGGCGGAAGCAGACCCAGCACCUGGGCUUCUUCGGACUACACGGCACAGUUUCUGGGAUGGACAUCCGUGCUGACGAAAAACCUCUCGUUGCCUCAUAAUAUAUUUCAAGCGGGAGGCUUUGCCGAAGACCCACUCCCGACAGCGCCUAUGACCACUGUUUCCAUUAUCGAGGAGGGUGUACUCGCUACUAACGCCGUUAAGGUCUUCGCGCAACAUACGUAUCAAUACUCCACCUGUGACCCAGUGCGGAACGCGAUCGCGACACUGCCGAACCUGAUCAAUCACGGCAACAUCACGGCAUAUCUGGAUGAGUGGAAGCCGCAGAUCGCGGCUGCGAAGGGCGCCGGAAAGGAGUUCGUCGUGGGGGAGUACAGCUCUGUGUCAUGCUCCGGCAAGCAGAAUGUCACGGACACCUUUGGUCAGGCUCUCUGGCUAGCCGACACGGUGCUGUAUGGCGCGUUCCUGAACAUCUCGCGAAUGUACCUUCAUCAAGGGGCAACCCUCGUGUUACAAAGCAGCAACCAGGCGAACUCCCCGGGCUUCUCAUGGUACGAUCUCUGGUACCCGGUCGAAACCGACCGCUACGGCGCCGCACGCGCAUCGCCGUCUUUCGUCGCGUACCUCCUCAUCACGGAGGCUGUCGGAUCGUCCGGCCAGACCCAGACCAGCCUGUUGGAUGUCCCCCAGCACCCGCAGCUCGCGGCGUACGCGAUCUGGGACAAAGGCUCGCUCGCGCGUCUAGCGAUCCUCAACCUCGCGGAAAGGAACGUCACAACGUCGGCAGAGGACGCGGAGGGCGUCGCGAUCACGCUUGACCUGGGUGACUAUGUCCAGGCGAAGGGAACGGGGAAGGUGAAGAGGAUGGCGGCGCCGGGGUUGGACUCGAAGGAUGUCGGGGCGAUUACGUGGGCUGGGCAGAGCUAUGAGAACGGGACGGCGAGCGGGGUGUUGGAUGUCGAGGAGUUGGAGAAUGGGAAGGUCACUGUGCAGGGCAGCGAAGGUGUGCUGGUGUUCCUUCGUUGAGCCUGAUCGUGCGCAGGAUAGCUAGAUUGGGGAGGGGGGGUACCGCCACCGCAGUGACCGGGUUGUCUUUCGCCACGAUGCUUGCGCUCA